UUCAUGUGUAGUAAACGUUACGUCGUCAUGGCUGAACCCGGUUGUUUUAGGAAGUCCAUGGGCCGCUGAACCUGGAUUUGCUUUCCGUAAUGCAAUUUAGUGAAUGUGUUCUCAGUUCUCAGCGGGCAGUGGUUGCAGCCCUCUAACAGCCUCACCAUCUUCAGUCACCAGAGCGUCUCUGACCGUACGAACGACCGAGAAGUGAAGCUAGCUUGAAGCAGCGUUAGCUCAUCCUGCUGCCUGCACAGCAGUUCUGACCAAAGGAGCGCUAAAGCGGAAAGUAGCAUUUGACAACUUUCUGGAGAGGUUUGUAGACAACACAAAAUAAGGUUUGUUACUGGGAAUUUUCUUGCUAGUGGUUCAAAGUUCUUGAUUGUGGAGUUCAGCAUGGCUGGACGCAGUGAAGAUGAAAGUGUGAGCAAUAGCAAUGGAGAAUCAAGUAAUUCUGAUGAUGAGUCUGGAUCGGGAUCAGGCUCAGUCUCUGCUUCGGGUUCAGGCUCCAGUUCUAGCUCCUCUAGCAGUAGCAGCCAGUCAGGGAGCAGUGACUCAGGAAGUGGUUCAGACUCUGGAAGUCAGUCAGAGUCUGACACAGAGAAGUCCAAUGAGAAGAUGGAAGCACCAAAUAAGCCAAACAUUGAUGGAGCGGAGUUCUGGAAGUCCAACCCCAGCAUUCUGGCAGUGCAAAGAUCGGCUAUGCUAAGGAAACAACAACAGCUUCAGCAGCAGCAGCAGCAGAAGAAGAGACGAGGCUCUUCUAACAGUGGAUCAGAUGAGGACUCUUCAAGUAGUGACGAAUCUGACACAAGUGGAUCCAAAAGGAGAGGCAAUUCAGUCUCCUCUGACUCUGAAUCAGGCUCUGCUUCUGGGAGUGAUUCUGGAUCAGAUUCAUCGGAAGAGGAAAACAGUAAUGAAACUGCAUCAGACUAUGAGCCCAGUCUCAAAUUUAAUAGCAGAAAACCUCCAACCAAGAUGAAUUCUCGAAAUGGAACAAAAAGUAACAUUCAGAAAAAGAAAUCCCACAAGUGUUCUUCUGAGGACGAAAAUAGCUACACAAAAGUUGCAUCUGCAGGGCCACGGCGGCAGGCCACGGUCAACAUUAGUUAUAAGGAGGAUGAAGAAAUGAAUACAGAUUCUGAUGAUUUGGUGGAGGUUUUGGGUGAAGAUGUUCCAAUGCCUGAAGAAGAAGAGUUUGAAACAAUUGAAAGAGUAAUGGACUGCAGGAUAGGAAGAAAAAGAGCAACAGGGAGUACAACCACUGUAUAUGCUGUAGAAGCAGAUGGGGACCCCAAUGGUAACUUCGACCCAAAUAAAGAGACUGGCGAGGUCCAAUAUUUCAUUAAGUGGAAGAACUGGGCUCACAUCCAUAACACAUGGGAGACUGAGGAAACACUAAAGUUCCAGAAUGUCAGGGGCAUGAAAAAACUGGAAAACUUCAAGAAAAAGGAACAAGAGAAAAAGAAAUGGUUAAAAGCAGCAUCACCAGAAGAUAGAGAAUAUUUUAACUGUCAGGAGGAAUUGAUGGAUGACCUGCACUCUCAGUAUCGGCUUGUAGAACGUAUUCUAGGACAUUCAAACCAAAAGUCUGCUGCUGGUUACCCAGACUACCUUUGCAAGUGGCAGGGUUUACCAUACUCGGAGUGUAGCUGGGAAGAUGGUGCUCUGAUUGCCAAAAAGUUCCAGAAAUGCAUUGAUGACUACAUGAACAGAAAUCAGUCAAAGACCAUUCCUUCCAGAGAUUUCAAGUUGAUGAAACAGCGACCUAGGUUUGUACCUAUUAAGAAGCAGCCAGCUUACAUCGGAGGUGAUGGACUGGAGCUCAGAGACUACCAGUUGGAUGGUUUAAACUGGAUGGCCCACUCCUGGAGCAAAGGCAACAGUUGUAUCCUUGCUGAUGAGAUGGGCCUGGGGAAGACCAUCCAAACAAUCUCCUUCCUCAACUACCUCUUUCAUGAGCACCAGCUGUAUGGACCAUUCUUACUAGUGGUGCCUCUUUCUACUCUUACAUCUUGGCAAAGGGAGAUACUGUUGUGGGCUCCACAGAUGAAUGUUGUUGUCUACCUUGGAGAUAUCAACAGCAGGAAUAUGAUUCGAACCCAUGAGUGGAUGCAUAUCCAUAACAAGAGGCUGAAAUUUAACAUCCUCCUCACGACAUACGAAAUUCUUCUAAAAGAUAAGUCAUUUUUAGGCAGUGUUAACUGGGCCUUUAUUGGUGUGGAUGAAGCACACAGGCUGAAAAACGACGACUCUCUUCUCUACAAAACAAUGAUUGACUUCAAAUCCAGUCACAGGCUUCUAAUCACAGGAACACCUCUACAGAAUUCCCUGAAAGAGCUCUGGUCGUUGCUACACUUCAUUAUGCCUGAAAAGUUUCAUUCCUGGGAGUUGUUUGAGGAGGAGCAUGGAAAAGGCAGGGACUCAGGAUACGCCAGUCUCCACAAAGAGCUGGAACCUUUCCUGCUGCGUCGUGUCAAGAAGGAUGUUGAAAAAUCUCUGCCAGCUAAAGUGGAGCAGAUCCUCCGAGUGGAAAUGAGCGCUAUCCAGAAACAAUACUACAAAUGGAUUUUAACCAGGAACUAUAAGGCUCUGAGUAAAGGCACAAAAGGCAGCACAUCUGGCUUCCUGAACAUCAUGAUGGAAUUGAAGAAGUGUUGCAAUCACUGUUACCUUAUCAAGCCUCCUGAUGACGAUGAGUGCCUCAACAAAACAGAAGCUUUACAGCAACUGAUCCGCAGUAGUGGGAAGCUUGUGCUUCUGGACAAGCUGCUGGUCCGUUUAAAGGAGCGAGGUCACAGAGUUCUCAUCUUCUCUCAGAUGGUACGGAUGCUCGACAUUCUGGCUGAAUAUUUAAGGAGCAGGCAGUUCCUCUUUCAGCGAUUAGAUGGCUCCAUCAAAGGGGAAAUACGGAAACAAGCCUUGGAUCAUUUUAAUGCAGAGGGCUCAGAGGAUUUCUGCUUCUUGUUAUCUACACGUGCGGGUGGACUGGGCAUCAAUCUAGCGUCGGCUGACACAGUGGUGAUCUUUGACUCAGAUUGGAAUCCCCAAAAUGAUCUUCAAGCUCAAGCAAGAGCCCACAGAAUAGGACAGAAAAGACAGGUAAAUAUCUAUCGGCUGGUGACAAAAAGCUCAGUGGAGGAAGAUAUCAUUGAGAGGGCAAAAAAGAAAAUGGUGCUAGACCACCUCGUCAUUCAAAGAAUGGACACUACAGGAAAAACCGUCUUGCAUACCGGGGCUGCACCCUCUAGCUCAGCACCUUUUAGUAAAGAGGAACUAUCAGCCAUUCUGAAGUUUGGUGCUGAAGAGCUUUUCAAAGAGCCAGAAGGUGAAGAGCAGGAGCCUCAGGAAAUGGACAUUGAUGAGAUCCUGAAAAGAGCUGAAACCAGAGAGAAUGAUCCUGGACCAUCCACUGUUGGAGAGGAAUUGCUGUCUCAGUUUAAGGUUGCCAACUUCUCCAUGAUGGAAGAUGAAGACAUUGAUAUUGAUUCCGAGAGAAGUCAACGGAGCUGGGAUGACAUAAUACCUGAAGAACAGAGAAGAAGGAUGGAGGAAGAGGAAAGACAGAAGGAGCUGGAAGAAAUUUACCUGUUACCACGCAUGAGGAAUUGUGCCAAACAGAUAACAUUUAACUCUGAGAGGCGGCAGAGUAGGAACAGGAGAUAUUCUGGCUCUGAUAGCGACUCCAUUUCGGACCGAAAGAGACCAAAAAAACGAGGAAGACCUCGGACUAUUCCACGGGAAAAUAUUAAAGGUUUUACAGAUGCUGAGAUCCGCAGGUUUGUCAAGAGCUACAAAAAAUUUGGUGGACCCCUUGAAAGGUUGGAUGCCAUUGCUCGCGAUGCUGAACUUGUGGAUAAAUCUGAACAUGACCUGAAACGCUUAGCAGACACUGUUCAUAAUGGAUGUGUAAAAACACUACGUGAAAACCCUUGUGGACCAGAGAAGACAUCAGGAGGCAGACGAGGAAAAGUUAAAGGUCCCACAUUUAGGAUCUCUGGAGUCCAAGUUAAUGCCAAGCUUGUUAUCUCCCAUGAAGAAGAAUUGGCUCCACUACACAAGGCCAUCCCUGCUGAUCCAGAGGAGAGAAAGAAGUAUAUGAUUCCAUGUCACUCAAAAGCGGCACACUUUGACAUUGAAUGGGGGAAGGAGGAUGAUUCAAGUCUUCUCAUAGGAAUUUAUGAAUAUGGUUAUGGCAGCUGGGAGAUGAUCAAGAUGGACCCAGACUUAAAUCUCACACACAAGCUACUACCAGAUGAUCCUGACAAGAAGCCACAAGCCAAGCAACUUCAAGCCAGAGCAGACUACCUCAUCAAAUUACUGAGCAAGGAUCUGGCCAAAAAAGAAGCACAGAAACAAACUGGAACAGCAAAUUCACGGAAGAGGAAGCCGAGAAGGAAAAUGGGCAAAACUCUAAAGUCAAUAAAGGGGGAUGAUGUGAUAAAAAGCCCCUCUUCAGAUCUGACGUCAGACAAGAGGUCUGAUGAUGAAAAUGAAACUGAUGUUGAAAAGAUGGCAGCAGGGAAGGCGGCAAGCAAACUCAUUCAACGAGAUAAGUUGAAGGGAAAGGACGAUUAUGACCCUGAAGCUUCUUCAUCAGAGGAGAGGGAUGGUGAAGAAAAUGAGAAAAAAGAGAAGGCUGAAAUCUCUGACAUCAAAGAGGCUGAGGAGUCAAAAGAUAGGAGGGAAAUUAAACUUUUUGAGCCAAUUCAGAAACAGGAGGAUGGAGUAAAGAUUGAAGUAAAGGGUGAGGUACGAGAACGGACAAAGAAACCCUUAAACAUACCUGUUCAGAAGACAUGUAUUGCAGAAAAUAUGCCAAUAUGUGAGGAGUCUGAGGAACUGGACCAAAGAACUUUCAGUGUGUGCAAAGAGAGGAUGCGACCUGUAAAAGCUGCCUUAAAGCAGCUGGACAGACCAGAAAAAGGCCUGUCAGAGCGUGAGCAGCUGGAACACACCAGACAGUGCCUCAUAAAGAUUGGAGACCACAUCACUCAGUGUUUAAAGGAGUACUCCAAUCCUGAACAGAUCAAACAAUGGAGAAAGAACCUGUGGAUAUUUGUUUCCAAAUUUACAGAGUUUGAUGCGAGAAAACUACACAAAUUGUAUAAGCACGCAAUCAAGAAAAGACAAGAAAAUGCCCAAGCUGUGGAGCAGAAUACUAGAAAUUUAAACACUACAGGCUAUAAGCAUUCGGAUGCUGAAAGGCUGAAGGAUAACUCCCACCAAGAUGACAGCAGCAGAGACAGCUACAGCUCGGACAGACAUCAGCCUUCUGGAAGAUACCAGGAAAGCAGCAGUAAUAAAGACAAACAUAGCUCUGAAUCCCUCAAGAAGACCAGUGUGGUAGACUCCAGGAAAAGACCUUACUCUUCUUUCAGCAAUGGGAAAGAUCACAGAGACCACUACAGGGCAGACAGCCGAGACAAACAGGACAGAUAUAACGACAGUAAGCAUAGAAAACUUGAGGAAUUCCGCACCAACAGAGACCAACGACAGGAUGUGAAGGAUCUUUCUCAUUCAGACUACCGUUCGUCCUACCGCUACCACUCGGACUGGCAAACAGAUCAGCGAGCGUCAGCAAGUGGGGCUCGUUCUCCUCGAGAUGAACGCUCACCUUGUGACUCUCACUCACCAUUUGACUACUCUUCAGACCACAAAAGUACGCCAGAGCAGAUCUGGAGCAGCCGUAAAACAUAGCAGGAGCUACUUUGAUCUAUAGCAGCAGUCCUAGACUUGGUAACACAGCAAAUGCCUUAUGCUGAACUAGGGUCCCCCACCCUGAAGCUGUUUGAAGCACCGUGUAUCAGUUUGUUCAUUUCUUUUGUCAGCAAGAGUGGCAGGGUCCACAAUCUGUAGACCCGUCAGAAAAAAGCUUCAGAGUCCAUUAAGUUCUAUGGCUCACAGCCAAAAGGUUGUUACUAUCCUAAAGCUUGAAGUGGACAUAAUUGACCCUUAAUGCUGCCUCCAAUUCCUCCCAACAAAUGACACUGGAUCUUAUAUUUGACUAUCCUCAUUUCUUGUCUUUGUGUUAAAGCUUAAUGUGACCUUCCUUAUUUAAGUGUUAAAACGGUCAGAAGUCACAUGAACCGUGAUGUGUAAAGGUGUCUGGUUUAAUCCAGUCUGGACUCAGGCUCAACACCUGCAGUACCUCAUUUACAACAUUUUUCAGUUUUCCCCACCAGCAACUUUGUAAAUUGUUUAAUAAGAUAAAUAGAAAAUGUAACUUGGAUUUUUUUUUUUUUACAUAAAAUAAUGUUUUUGUACAUAUUAUUUUUUUAUGUUAUGUAACAUAGUAAAUCAGUGAACUGUUUCCUCAGGCUUAUUAUGACUCCACUUUCCUCUUAACUCAGGCUUUUUUCAUCAUUGUAUAAGUGAGUUUCCUUUUGUCCUAGUAAUAUCAGAAUGUAUUUUUAAAGGGAAGGUUUCACAUUUUUCACUACUGUAAAGUCUUCAGUAUGGUGAAAUGAAAAUUGGAAGCUGACCUUCAUCACAUUUGCAUAGUGUAGUCUCGGCAGAAGCCCCUCUAAGAAUUUAAAUCAAUUUGAUUUUUUUCAAUGUAUUUUCCAUGUAGGCAAUAAUAUUGUCAAUGUGUCUAUGCAGCCAAGUAUGUUGUUGGUUUAAAACACCAAACUGAAUGAAGUCACUGUUGAGAUUUAAACUUGUAUAAAUUUCCUAUAUAUUUACUAAGGAAUUUACACUGAAAGUGCAUGAAUUUUUAUGGACUGUUUUAUAUAGUUGUUUAUAAAAUCAUUAAAAUCUGUCACUGUACUCA
Fundulus heteroclitus (mummichog) is the source of this 6766-nucleotide messenger RNA. It is a transcript of the gene chd1, whose product is annotated as chromodomain helicase DNA binding protein 1. Gene Ontology annotation, biological process: regulation of transcription by RNA polymerase II; nucleosome organization. The record is from RefSeq and is a predicted model, not a curated record. The transcript has 36 exons. Gene Ontology annotation, cellular component: chromatin; nucleus. Gene Ontology annotation, molecular function: chromatin binding; histone binding; ATP-dependent chromatin remodeler activity. The coding region runs from base 388 to 5691 and encodes 1767 amino acids. Lineage: Eukaryota; Metazoa; Chordata; Actinopteri; Cyprinodontiformes; Fundulidae.